UUACUAUGAAAAUUGUAUUUUAGUCAAUUUCCCUAAAAACACAAAAGAGGCGACGGGGAUGGCGACUCAACUUUUCUAGGGUUUCGAUGACGAUGCAGGGAUGGGAUCCGGGCUUACGAAAGAAGAAUUGGAACCGGGAAGGUAUUCAAACGGAGAUAUGGAAUCGAGGAAGAUUACAGUCUAUCACCGUAAGGAUACGAAAGGAAAGAAGCGAUUUGGGCGUGGGGAUUGGGCGUGAUACUCGAAGAUUACUCUGGUGUGGGGUUAUUAGAGAAUUCAAGGCGAGAUUAUACAAUCAAAGGAACCAAGGUGAUCAUAAUGUCUCAGGGACAACUGGUUGGCAAGGUCGACGAGGUGAAGAAUGGAGAAGGAAACCGGAAGAGGUUGAAGAUCUCGGUGCCACAUUUCGAUAACACGGAUCUGAUCAAGAGCUAUGCCCGUACCUUAAUUGGGAGGUGCAUGAAUCCGGAUGAGCAGAUUGUCAAGUCUUUAUUGAUGAAUUUGCCUAAGAUCUGGAUGGUGGAGGAGAGGGUCACGGGAGUUGAUUUGGGAAUGGGGAAGUUUCAGUUCCAUUUUGACAAGGAAGAGGAUCUCGUGGCGGUUCUGGAAAUGCAACCGUAUCAUUUCGACUACUGGAUGCUUGCGCUUGCACGGUGGCAACCAAGGAUGGCGAGGACUUUUCCUUCGGAAAUCCCAUUCUGGAUCACAGUGGUGGGAGUUCCUACAGAGUUUUGGUCUACUCAAACUUUUCAGAGUAUUGGAGAUGUUGUAGGCGAGACAACGGAUGUGGAUCUCCAUUACGGGAAGAUACGUGUGGUGAUAGAUGGUUUCAAACAGAUUUGUUUUGAAACAAGUGUCAACUUCACUGGAGGGGAGUUCUAUGAGGGAGAGGAAGUACUGGUCGCGCUCAAGUAUGAGAAAUUGUUUGGUUGCUGCCAACUAUGCUCAAGCCUCUGUCACCACGAGGAUGUAUGUCCCACAAAUCCUAAUCCGGUGAAGAGAAGAGAGCCUAAAAAUGAUGGGACUAACAGGGUUGAUGAGCGGGCAAGAAGCUACAAGGGGGUGGUGAUACACGGGGGAGGAGGUAAUCAGGAGGGUGGUAAAGAAACUCGAGGAUAUCAUUGCAAGGGAAAGGGCAAAAUGUAUGAAGACAGUGAGUCUAAAUGGAUAAAGAAAGCGGAUGCAGGCCAUAAGAGAGACUACUCAAACCGGAGUGGUCCCAGGAUGGAUGAAGGGAACUCAAGGCAUAGGAGUUCACGUUGGGAACAAUCCAGGAGUAUGACCCAGGAAGCAAGAGACAGACUCAUAGAGAGCACAGGCGCCCACGAAGUCCACCACGUCGGAUCCCGGUGGAUACUAAAGAGGAGGGAGAGAUUCAGAGUGCUCAGGAGCAGCAGAUACUUCCCAAGGCGUCCAAUGGAGAAGUAGAGAAGCCGAUGGAGAGCAAUCCUAUCAAACCAAUAGAGGUAAAAACGGUUUCUGUUGAGGUGGAAUUAGAGGUGAAUAAGGGUUUGGAACUGGCUGAAAAUGAUGGAAUUAGAAUAGAGAGAGCUAAGGAUAUGAUGGACUUAGAGGGUAAGAGUCUCGAUGAUGAGGUAAUGGGUUUUGAUGAGGCGGAGUUUUUGCUAGAGGGACAUGACGAUACUAUGGAUAAUGAUGAGGAAUUUCAAUCUCUAACUGAUCCUGAAUUGGAGGAAAUGGUUACUGUGGACGAGAAUAAAGAAGAUACCAUGAAGGAGAUUGAUCAGGAACCUGUGGGAGAGGAUGAGGAGAAGAAGAAAGGAACCCGAAAGGCGCUGUUUAAACCGGCAUCGUUGGCUGUUGGGGCAUCAAAGAAGUUGUUGGUGCAGGCGGUUUUCUCCCCCCGGAAGAAAACUCAAGGUAAGGCAGGCAAGAAGCAGGGAGAUGCCACAAGAAAGAAAGAGGAUAAGGGACCUUCAAUCCCGAAACCACCCUCUGCAAAGCCUUGAUCCUGAUUAUGUUUUUUACAUCCAGCAAGAAGCCUUCACGAGUUGGUGUUUGUGGGUUUAGUGUGAGCAUUUUAUUGUUUCUGGUUAUUGUGUUUUUUGGCUGUUUGAUGGCCUUCCUUUGUUUCAUUGUAUUGACCAUGUGAAAUGGUAUUGGAAUAAAAUUACUGGAUGGGGUUUCUUUACAA
Raphanus sativus (radish) is the source of this 2155-nucleotide messenger RNA. RefSeq lists its product as uncharacterized. The record is from RefSeq and is a predicted model, not a curated record. The coding region runs from base 319 to 1428 and encodes 369 amino acids. The transcript has 2 exons. Lineage: Eukaryota; Viridiplantae; Streptophyta; Magnoliopsida; Brassicales; Brassicaceae.